Grosmannia clavigera kw1407 is the source of this 1332-nucleotide messenger RNA. RefSeq names its product fructose-bisphosphatase. NCBI's taxonomy places the organism in Eukaryota, Fungi, Ascomycota, Sordariomycetes, Ophiostomatales, Ophiostomataceae. The transcript is spliced from 4 exons. Bases 1 to 1332 code for a protein of 443 amino acids. The record is from RefSeq and is a predicted model, not a curated record. Gene Ontology annotation, biological process: fructose metabolic process; fructose 2,6-bisphosphate metabolic process. Gene Ontology annotation, molecular function: 6-phosphofructo-2-kinase activity; ATP binding; fructose-2,6-bisphosphate 2-phosphatase activity. Gene Ontology annotation, cellular component: cytosol.
AUGGCACGUGGAACUAACGGCCUGGGCGUCCAGGUCGAGGACGUCAAAGUAUGCGUGGUAAUGGUCGGGCUGCCCGCUCGCGGGAAGAGCUUCAUUGCCCAGAAAGCCCAGCGCUACCUGCAGUGGCUUUCGAUCCCGGCUCAGACCUUCAAUGUCGGCAAUUACCGCCGCAAGGAUGCGGCGCAACCGCCGGCUGACUUUUUCGAUACUAACAACUCCGAGGGGGAGCGGAAGCGCCGCGCUGCAGCCGAAGCAGCUGUGGCCGACAUGCUCAAGUGGUUCCGUGCCGGCGGUGUCGUCGGCAUCUUGGAUGCGACCAAUUCUACUAAGGAGCGCCGCAAAUGGGUCAUUGAUACUUGCACGGCCGCCGGUAUCGAAACGCUCUUUGUCGAGAGCAAGUGCGACAACGAAGACCUGAUCAUGGCCAACAUCCGCGACGUCAAGACGACCAGCCCCGACUACAAGGGCCAAGAUCCGGAGCAGGCUGCCCUCGACUUCCGCAACCGCAUCCGCAACUACGAGAAGGUUUACAAGACGAUCAACGAGGACGGCGACGAAGAAGAUCUCACCUACCUCAAGAUUAUGGACGUCGGCAGCCGUGUCAUCAUCAGCCGCAUCAAAGACUACCUGCAGAGCCGCAUUGUGUACUAUCUGAUGAACCUGCACAUCCGCCCACGAUCUGUUUGGAUAUCGAGACAUGGCGAGUCGUUGUAUAACCUUGACGGUAAAAUCGGUGGCGACGCCCUUCUGUCACCCCGUGGCGAGAAAUACGCUCUCAAGCUGCCGGAGCUUGUGCGGCAGUCAGUCGGUGGUGACCGUCCACUCACAGUGUGGACUUCCACGCUCAAGCGCACCAUCGCGACGGCCCGCCACUUGCCCAAGGACUACAACCAGAUGCAGUGGAAAGCCCUCGAUGAGUUGGACUCGGGUGUCUGCGACGGCUACACCUACCAGCAGAUCAAGGACGAGUUUCCCGAUGACUUCCGCGCGCGUGAUGAGGACAAGUACAACUACCGGUACCGUGGCGGCGAGUCAUACCGCGAUGUUGUCAUCCGGCUUGAGCCCAUCAUCAUGGAGCUGGAGCGGUCUGAGGACAUCCUGAUUAUCACCCACCAAGCCGUGCUGCGGUGCAUCUAUGCCUACUUUAUGAAAAAGGACCAGAAAGAGAGUCCGUGGAUGAACGUGCCGCUGCACACGCUGAUCAAACUGACCCCCCGGGCCUAUGGGACCGAGGAGGUGCGGUACGCAGCGGGAAUCGAUGCCGUGAGCACCUGGCGAGGAAAAGGCUCGACAGCAAAGCACGAGCAGCUUGCACCAGAGGCAUUUCAUUAG